UGGGGGUGGAGGCAUGUGCUGGGCGUGGACAAAUGAUCGGAGGGGGAGCUAAGAGAGUCUGGCAGACCAUGCACACUUCUGCUCCCCAUUCAAAGGACCCACCUGGCAAGGGGGCCCUCCUCUCUGAACAUCUGGGAAGAAACCCCUCCACCAGCUGCAGGAUGGGCCGCAGCAGAAGGAAGGUCAUCUGGGUCCUGUGCUCGUUGCUGCUGCUCCUUGAAGCCAGUUCUGCCAAGAACAUUUGGAAACGGGCACUGCAUGCGAGGCUGGCUGAGAAACCCCACGCCGAGGAAGUGGAGCCCCCGGUCCUUUCACUCACGAUGCCUGGCCCUGGGGCAUUUGAGACGGAGAUCUCGGACUUCAGCGGUCCAGCACUGCCUCUUGUUCAGAGACUGGGCAGGCACUCAGGACCAAGAGGCUCCUACAAGGCCCUUUAUAAGAAAGACGACAUGGCGCCCCCUCCUGUUGUAGAUUGGCUGGUCGAGCCGAAACCUCGAUGGCUUGGUGGCAACGGCUGGCUCCUGGAUGGCCCUGAGGAGGUGUUACAAGCAGAGACCUGCAGCACCACAGAGGACGGGGCGGAGCCACUCCUCUGUCCCUCGGGCUACGAGUGUCACAUCCUGAGCCCGGGUGACAUGGCCAAGGGCAUCCCCAACCGUGGGCAGUGCGUCAAGCAGGGCCCAGCAGAAGAGCCACUCCGAAGACAUACAGUUGACAAAAAAUAUCCAGAGGGUGACACCAAGAACGUGGCGGAACAUGGGAAAGGACAGCAGAGGCACGUUCAUUAAAGCAGUGGCGGCUAACUUGAAAGAACAUUCCUCACUUUCUGCUAAGCCUUGGACACAGUGGUAUAAGAAUGCUUUGAUCCUCAGAGGUCAUGCCCAGCUCAGCAGAGCACAGCCCCAGAGAUAUUGAGAGACAGGACACCCGGCUCUCACCCCCAGUGGCCUCCCUGGCUGGGUGACGGUGGGAGCCGCUGACCAGCGCCGGGUCCUGUUCUGUCAUCAUGGAAUGCAGCUCCACAGAUGCUACCGGGGAAGCAGGCACUGCCUUGUGAGCACGUGCGAAGCUCCUUCUAAGUCAGAGUUCCGUGUCGUGUAAUUUACAGCCUUAGCCCAGGCCUGACUCUGGUGGGCACGCACCCAGCCCUCUAGAGUCUCAGAAUAUAGCCCCGUUCUCCAAGUACAUUCACUCAUCAUAAAAUGAAGAUGAACUUA
Messenger RNA from Myotis davidii, 1217 nucleotides. It is a transcript of the gene WFDC1, whose product is annotated as WAP four-disulfide core domain 1. The record is from RefSeq and is a predicted model, not a curated record. The transcript is spliced from 9 exons. Gene Ontology annotation, biological process: regulation of cell growth. Lineage: Eukaryota; Metazoa; Chordata; Mammalia; Chiroptera; Vespertilionidae. Bases 33 to 788 code for a protein of 251 amino acids.